CGCCGUAGAGCUGCCGCCGCCGCUGCCGCCGCCGCCGCUACAGCCGCCGCUGCAGCCGGAGCAUCCGGGAGCCGCCACUGCCGCCGCCGCUGCCGCCACUAGCGCUGCUUCCACCGCUGCUACCUCCCCUCCCAGGACCUCGAGACACCCCGGGUGCGAGCGGCAGUGCUGCUUGCUUGCUCCCCCUCUCCCCCAGCCUUUCCCUUCCGUGACCUACCCACUCCUUGCAGCCCUAGUCCGCACCUUCUUCGACACCCCGGCACCCCUGCACCACCUGCUCGGGCAGCCCCGGCGGGCUCUGGGACUUGCUGUGCGCGCCGAGAGGAAGGCAAGCUCCAAACCCCUGCCUGGCAGACGGGCUGUCGCGGCUGCACCACCAGCCGGAGGAGGAGGAGAAGAAACUAUUUCGCCCACCGAUACCCCAUUCUGCGGGUGCUUUGCCGCUGUCGCUACUGCUGCCGCCGAUCCGAGUCCGCGGGUUCGAACACCUCAGCGGCGGGGACGCCCUUUAGAGAAGGGACCAUGAUUUGGAAACGCAGCGCCGUUCUCCGCUUCUACAGUGUCUGCGGGCUCCUGCUACAAGGCAGCCAAGGGCAGUUUCCACUAACACAGAACGUAACCGUUGUUGAAGGCGGAACUGCAAUUUUGACCUGCAGGGUUGAUCAAAAUGAUAACACCUCCCUCCAGUGGUCAAAUCCAGCUCAACAGACUCUGUACUUCGAUGACAAGAAAGCUUUAAGGGACAAUAGGAUCGAGCUGGUUCGCGCUUCCUGGCAUGAAUUGAGUAUUAGUGUCAGUGAUGUGUCUCUCUCUGAUGAAGGACAGUACACUUGUUCUUUAUUUACGAUGCCUGUCAAAACUUCCAAGGCCUAUCUCACCGUUCUGGGUGUUCCUGAAAAGCCUCAGAUUAGUGGAUUCUCAUCACCAGUUAUGGAAGGUGACUUGAUGCAGCUGACUUGCAAAACAUCUGGUAGUAAACCUGCAGCUGAUAUCAGAUGGUUCAAAAAUGACAAAGAGAUUAAAGAUGUAAAAUAUUUAAAAGAAGAGGAUGCAAAUCGCAAGACGUUCACUGUCAGCAGCACACUGGACUUCCGAGUGGACCGGAGUGACGAUGGAGUGGCGGUCAUCUGCAGAGUGGACCACGAAUCCCUCAAUGCCACCCCUCAGGUAGCCAUGCAGGUGCUAGAAAUACACUAUACACCAUCAGUUAAGAUUAUACCAUCGACUCCUUUUCCACAAGAAGGACAGCCUUUAAUUUUGACUUGUGAAUCCAAAGGAAAACCACUGCCAGAACCUGUUUUGUGGACAAAGGAUGGCGGAGAAUUACCAGAUCCUGACCGAAUGGUUGUGAGUGGUAGGGAGCUAAACAUUCUUUUCCUGAACAAAACGGAUAAUGGUACAUAUCGAUGUGAAGCCACAAACACGAUUGGCCAAAGCAGUGCAGAGUAUGUUCUCAUUGUGCAUGAUGUUCCCAACACUUUGCUUCCCACUACUAUCAUCCCCUCCCUUACCACUGCAACAGUCACAACCACUGUAGCCAUAACAACCAGCCCAACCACAUCUGCAACAACCAGCAGCAUCAGAGAUCCUAAUGCUUUGGCUGGCCAGAAUGGCCCUGACCAUGCUCUCAUAGGAGGAAUAGUGGCUGUAGUUGUAUUUGUCACGCUGUGUUCUAUCUUUCUGCUUGGUCGAUAUCUGGCAAGGCAUAAAGGAACGUAUUUAACAAAUGAAGCUAAAGGAGCUGAAGAUGCACCAGAUGCUGAUACAGCCAUUAUCAAUGCUGAAGGCAGCCAAGUCAAUGCUGAAGAGAAAAAAGAGUAUUUCAUUUAAGAUGCAGGCCAAGAUUCUGAGUUUUACUACCAGGCUGACUGCUGGAGAAAACUGGCUAUCAUCUUUCAGAAUUCAUUUCUACCAUCGUCUGCUACCCUUAUUAACUCCCAUACUGUACUGCUAUCAGUAGCCAGUGUAUACCAACAAUCAGCUGUUGAAAGCAUCAUUCUUUAAUUACUGUACCAUCCAUAAUGCAGGACAUUUCUUACUGCCUAAAUUUCACACCAUUGCUCUUUUAACAUACAGUGCUUGAAUAUACAGCCUUAACAAUGUUAAUCAUCUCCUUGGAUCAUGAUACUGAGUGGUUUUUAUACAUUAAAAAAUGUGUGCAGAGUUUUUUCCCCGCAUUUCUUCCUCUUCAAGUCAUAGACCUUAUCAGUUUACCAUUGGACAGCUUUCACAAGUAACAGGAUUAGGGAAGGACCUAAUGUACUUAAGAGUAAUUGAAGGUUAGAGGUUUACAAUGACUGUUUUCUCCAUGUCUGUCUUCAAAGACAACAUGUUUUGGAAACAUAUGUCCUAGAAAACAUAAAAUUAAAAAAAAAAAAACACUAUAGUGUAGUUUUUGGAGUGUUGGAGAUUAUACUGGUAAAGCUGUAUCGAUUUGCUAUUGAAAUAUAGUAUUUGAUACAGGAGCCAUGUGUACGAAUUGCAAUCAUGACAUGAUAUCUUCUAUAAUUAUAUAGAUCUUACUAUUAGGAUAUUGUAGCUUCAUUUACCAAUAAAUCAUUCCAAAUGAUUUACUGCUUUUGGAAUCACAAAGAUUUCAUUCAUUUCUCUAAUUUGAUUCUAUAAUUUAUUUGCUUCAUAAAGAUUCACCUGCCUAAACAAUAUUGAAGUAUCCAUAGGGCACAAUUUUGAGACAUUUUAGUAUCUGUAUAUAGUGCAUAUAAUAAAUCCAAUUAAACAUUAUUUGAUACAUAUUUAACUUUUUUGGCUGUAUGUAAUUCAGUCAUAAGUAAGCAUUUUCUAACGUCCAUUAUAUCCCUUUAGAUAUUACUUAAACCAAUAUUAUAAGUAGAUAACAUGUAUUAGUAUUUUUGUCUGUAUGUCCUAGCACUGUUCAACAACAAACUUUUCUAGUUCUUGUUAAUUUUUAUUUGUUAUACAAUGGAAGCACAAUGUUAUAAGGAAAGGUAAUUUUAAGCUAACAACCAGUGCACAGCCUCAGGUUUUAAAUUACAACCACAGUUGAAUAAUAACCUAAAAAUAAAUUUUAGUUUGCUAAAAAUUUACAAAUUUUCAUUUUGCAGUUCCAGAGCUGCUUACCUAUGUUGGUUUGCCAAAAAGAAGUGUUUAAGAUAUGUUUUCUGUAUAAAUGAACUAAUUCUUUAUAUUAAA
Piliocolobus tephrosceles (Ugandan red Colobus) is the source of this 3171-nucleotide messenger RNA. It is a transcript of the gene CADM2, whose product is annotated as cell adhesion molecule 2. Gene Ontology annotation, biological process: homophilic cell-cell adhesion. Gene Ontology annotation, cellular component: neuronal cell body membrane. NCBI's taxonomy places the organism in Eukaryota, Metazoa, Chordata, Mammalia, Primates, Cercopithecidae. The transcript is spliced from 11 exons. The record is from RefSeq and is a predicted model, not a curated record. The coding region runs from base 523 to 1830 and encodes 435 amino acids.